UGGAGGCUUGCAGAUUCUUUGCUGUUAACUUAGUCCUUAGUCCAAUAAUAGGUUAGUUGCGUUGUAUCUAGUUUUCGUUUCAGGUAGUAAUAUGUCAAUGCGUUUAUUCUACUACCUCCAUAGAAAAUGGAGGUAUUGUGUUGGGUGUGUCUAUGCGUUUGUAUUUGUGGAUGUUUGUAGUCAACAGAACUUAAUAAUCCCUGGAUGGAUAACAAUGCUAUUUGGGAUGGCAGUAGGGGUUGGGAAGACGAAGGUUUAGGAACUUUUGGGGUCUCCUGGUUUGUGGUAUUAACGAAACGUUUUGACUUUGUGUUGCUGGGCUACUUUUUUUAAAGUAAAAGAUCUCACCAUGAUCCAAUUGUGUCUUUUUAACAGGGCCUAAAAACUGUCAACAACGACAUGCUGCUACUACAGAAAAUCGUCUUCGUUACAAUUUUGGGGCUGUGUGUCUUCAGUCUUGGCGCAGCCGGAAGACGAGAAAAAGGGUGUUCGGAAAGAAAUAUGAAGAGCAAUUACCGCAAAUUCUCCAAAAUACAAGACAGAGUCAAUACCGCCUUGAGGAAAGUGACAACUACGUCCGAAAAGGUGGAGGAACACGUUUCACGUGAGGACAAGACCAACCCGGAUAGUUUGUUACUGAAAGUUGGAGAUCUACUUUUCGAAGACGGUCCGAGCUUCUCGGGACUGAGACUUAAAGGACUAAAGUUGCCAGACUUGGGUCUCGACGAUAUAGCGAAGUUUCAAAUCUACAUGGCGGAACUGGGGGUACUCAACCGUGAGCUGAACAGGCUGGAGGAUGACAUCAUUGAGAAUGUACGUCAUCUUGAGGAGGAGGACAAGUUGCUCGUACUGAAAGACGUGAUUGAAGAUCUUCCCAUCCUCAAGGAGCAUUUGAAGGAAAUUCACAAAGACGCAUCUGAAUUGGUGAGUGUAGCACAUUUCUAUCAUUACUUUAAACAUGAUUUCUUUGUAUUAAAUAUUAUUUUGAAAGUAAACUAGCUUAACAUAGUCAUUCAUAGGUCAAAUUGUAACAAAGGGAACUGUUCAUUUAAUUUAUAAAUUCGUUUGUCAUUUCUCUUUGUGUAGACGGAAAAAAUUAAGAGAUGUGUACCCAACGCACACGUGGACAUCCUGGUCGAACAGUACAUAACACAAGUCGAGUCUACCAGACAGACGGCUCCAAGUAGGACUCGGCGAGAUACACAAGAGGCCACGGCAAGCUCCUCGAUCUUGCUUGGGAAGAUCAGGCACCACGUCGAGCGCGAACGUCGGGACACAGCUGGAGCAGGGGAGAGCGCCCUCCAGCACAGCUGGUGGGUACUGCAGGACCUAGAGAAUCUCCUCCAACAUGACGUCAUCUCGACACUCAACAACAUGACGAACAAGAGUAGUGGGGAAGGAGGCAGGAGGAAACGCUCAAAGAAGGGGAAGAACAGUCAGUCAGACUAAACCAUCUGCCUCACUAUGUGCGGGCGGUUAAUGAAAUCGUAUUUGGGGGAGGUUGAAGACUAUGAUAUGUUGUAAGAGUUUGCUUCUCUAUAUUAGGGAGGGUAAACAUCUGACAUUUUCAACCUCACUCCUCGCUUAAUACACGCUAAGUGUUUGUUGUUGAACUUCUUUGAAGGUUCAUGUACAGGUUAUACCUGACAUUAAAGAUGUAAAACAGAUACACACCAGUCCUUAAAUGUUAGUUUUGCCAUUUAUCGAA
Messenger RNA from Branchiostoma floridae (Florida lancelet), 1708 nucleotides. RefSeq lists its product as uncharacterized. Bases 400 to 999 code for a protein of 199 amino acids. Lineage: Eukaryota; Metazoa; Chordata; Leptocardii; Amphioxiformes; Branchiostomatidae. The transcript has 4 exons. The record is from RefSeq and is a predicted model, not a curated record.